AUGGCGUGGAGGUACAAGGGAGGGCUGAUUCUUCUCAUCGCUGUAGUAGUCAUAUGGGUUUCCUCUGCAGAGAUCACACAGAGUAUUUUCAGGGACUACGAGCACCCAUUUGUGAUGACAUACAUAGGAACCUCGAUGUUGGUGGCUUAUCUUGCAAUAGCAUUCAUCAAAGAAUGCAUAGUGAAGCUGUUCAGAACCCAUUUUUCAAAUGGAAACUCCAAAAAAGUUGCAGAGGUAGCCCAGCCACAAGUCAUGGAAGAAAAAAGCAAUAACCCCUCUUCUCCAAAUAAUAAUAAUAAUAAUAAUAAUAUAUCAGAGGUGGGAGAUGGAUCAGAAGUUCAUUGUGUGGUGCAAAUUCAAUGUGAAGAAGAAGUUGUGAGUGUUGAUAAAGAUAACUAUGGUGGCUGUGAAUGUGAAAAUCAAGAAGUGGCAAUGGCGUUGAAAACAAAGGAAACUAAGUUUGCUGUCUUGGCGCUCACCAUUGGCCCCAUUUGGUUUGUUUCUGAGUAUUUUACAAAUGCAGCACUUGCAAGAACAAGCGUAGCGACGACCACCAUAUUGUUCUCAACAUCAGGGCUAUUCACACUCAUAAUAGACGCAUUCUUGGAAAGGCAAUCUUUAACAAUCGUAAAUAUUGUCGCCGUCGUCGUCAGUCUCGCCGGCGUCGCCAUGACAACCAUCGGCAAGACUUGGGCCAAAGACCAACCCCACUCCACUUCCUCUGAGCAUGGAAAGCACUCAUUCGUUGGAGAUGCAUUUGCUCUGCUCUCAGCCCUCACCGAUGGGCUUUACUACGUGCUUUUGAAGAAGUACGCAGGGGAAGAAGGGGAAAAAAUUGACAUGCAGAAAUUUCUUGGCUACGUUGGAUUAUUCACUCUCACUACUCUCUGGUGGCUAAUAUGGCCAUUGAGAGCCAUUGGAAUAGAGCCCAAAUUUGCAAUCCCACGGUCCACAAAAGUGGCGGAACUUGUGCUUGCCAAUUGCUUCAUAGGAAACUUCCUUUCCGAUUACUUCUGGGCAAUGGGCGUUGUUUGGACGAGUCCACUUGUAGCUGCUUUAGGUGCUUCUCUAACGAUACCACUCGCCAUGUUGGGAGACAUGGUCCUACAUGGCCGUCAUUAUUCUUUGGUUUACAUUUUCGGAUCCCUUCAAGUAUUUUUGGGAUUUAUGAUCGCUAACCUUUCGGAUUGGAUAUCGCCAAAGUUGAAGUUGAGGUCGAGAUUCUUCAAUGAUGGAUCAGCAAAGUAA
Messenger RNA from Momordica charantia (bitter melon), 1248 nucleotides. Its product is annotated as putative transporter C405.03c. Gene Ontology annotation, cellular component: membrane. NCBI's taxonomy places the organism in Eukaryota, Viridiplantae, Streptophyta, Magnoliopsida, Cucurbitales, Cucurbitaceae. The record is from RefSeq and is a predicted model, not a curated record.